UAAGAAUGCACUUAAUCAGAAGUAAAAGAUUACUGUUUUUUUGUUUUAACUCGCAGCCUUCGGUAGACAGCUGUGAAGUCAUCUGUGUGACAUGAUGGGACAUACACAUGUGAGCCCAGAAGCUGAAGAUCAGGUAACAAGCACUCGACAAGGCAGCAUAUAAUGACCCAAGCGUUUGGGUCCCAGUCACCAUGUGGGAGGCCCAGAUUGAGCUCCAAACUCCUGACCUUGGCCUGGCCCAGCCCUGGCCACUGCAUGCAUUUGAGCAGUGAAUCAGCAGGGACCCUGCUGCCACGCGUGCCCCGCCGUGGGCCCCCAGCUCCGCCAUGCUUGCCUGCCUGCAGAGGACCCAGAACCCGCCGGGCCAGCACCUGGCCUGCCCAAGCAAGAGCCUGGAGCUGCGCAAGUGCGAGACGGCGGCCAGCUCCAUGCACUCCUCCCGCUACCCAAGCCCGGCUGAGCUGGACGCCUAUGCUGAGAAGGUGGCCAACAGCCCACUGUCCGUCAAGAUCUUCCCCACUAACAUCCGGGUGCCCCAGCACAAGCACCUUGGCCGCACCGUCAAUGGCUAUGACACCAGCGGCCAGCGCUACAGCCCCUACCCGCACCAUGCCACAGCUGGCUACCAGGGCCUGCUGGCCAUUGUCAAGGCUGCAGCCUCCUCCUCCUCCAGUGUGGCUGCACCUGCUGGAUCCACCAAAGGCGUGCUCAAGAACGCUGAGGGCAAGCGGACCAAGCUGUCGCCGGCCACCGUGCAGGUGGGCAUUGCACCCUACCCAGCACCCAGCACUCUGGGGCCCUUGGCCUACCCCAAGCCACCUGAAGCACCUGUCCCACCACCCAGCUUGCCUGCGGCCGCCACCACAGCCUCCGUCAUCCCCCUGCCGGGCCGGGGUCUGCCCUUAGCACCUUCCAACCUGCCCUCCAUCCACAGCAUCCUCUACCAGCUCAACCAGCAGUGCCAGGCACCGGGGGCCGCACCUGCAGCCUGCCAGGGCGUGGCCGUCCCGCACCCCAGCCCGGCCAAGCAUGGCCCGGUGCCUAGCUUCCCCAGCGUGGCCUACUCAGCGGCUGCCGGGCUACCCGACUGCCGCAAAGGUGCGGAGCUAGGCCAGGGAGCCACGCCAGCCUUGACGUUGGCUGGGGCGGCCAAGCCCACAGGGUACACAGAUGGUGGCCUGGAUUACCUGCUGUGGCCACAGAAGCCACCCCCGCCACCACCGCCGCAGCCGCUACGCGCCUACAGCAGCAGCAGUGGCGCGGUGACUGCUAAGUCCCCUGAGGCAUGCGGGGGACGGGUGUAUGAGCAGACCAGCGGCUCACCCAACUGCAGCAUGGGACUGCCUGCCGGCUUCACCGUGGGCCAGUACUUUGCUGCCCCCUGGAACAGCGUGCUGGUAACUCCCACCAGUGACUGCUACAAUCCUGCCGCGGUGGCAGCAGCUGCAGCGGCAGUGACCGAGCUGGGGCCAGGGACUGUCCGGGAGCUGGCCGCAGGACCCCCGGCCGCUGCGCUGUCUGGCCUGCCCAGCAAGAGCGCAUGCAACACAUCGGUGCUGAGUAGCAGCCUGCAGUCGCUCGAAUAUCUCAUCAGCGACCUCCGACCGCCCUGCAUCAAGGAACAGAUGCUUGGCAAGGGCUAUGAGACGGUGGCAGUGCCCCGGCUGCUCGACCACCAACAUGCCCACAUCCGCCUGCCCGUCUACAGAUAAGGGCUGCCCAGUGGUGGCCACAUGGACAGGGCGCUCCGGGAGGCAGGGAGGCACAGCAGGGAUGCCUAGCCCAGCUCUGUGCCCACAGGUGCCCGCAGGGAAGCCAGGCUGGCUGUGUUUUGUCACUGCUGCCGCUGGCAGGUGGGGGAAGUCAGGGUGACUUUGCACACCAGGGCACCUGCCCCUCCUCCCCUGCAUCCCAGCGAAGGUCUAGGGGCCACCACUGCUGCGAUCCGCCUCUCCCUAGGCUGGCAGCAGCAGGGAGAGAGACCCCUUCAAGGCAGGGGUGGUUCCUCCGGGUCUCCUGGGUGAGGGGCGAGGGCCACACUGGGGUGCAGG
This is a messenger RNA of Ochotona princeps (American pika), 2051 nucleotides long. RefSeq names its product family with sequence similarity 222 member A (gene FAM222A). The coding region runs from base 327 to 1712 and encodes 461 amino acids. Lineage: Eukaryota; Metazoa; Chordata; Mammalia; Lagomorpha; Ochotonidae. The transcript has 4 exons. The record is from RefSeq and is a predicted model, not a curated record.